This is a messenger RNA of Pseudophryne corroboree (corroboree frog), 4752 nucleotides long. RefSeq names its product acyl-CoA thioesterase 7 (gene ACOT7). The coding region runs from base 254 to 1324 and encodes 356 amino acids. The record is from RefSeq and is a predicted model, not a curated record. NCBI's taxonomy places the organism in Eukaryota, Metazoa, Chordata, Amphibia, Anura, Myobatrachidae. Gene Ontology annotation, cellular component: nucleoplasm; extracellular exosome; cytosol. Gene Ontology annotation, biological process: acyl-CoA metabolic process; palmitic acid biosynthetic process. The transcript has 10 exons.
GGGCUCUGCUCUCCUUGGUCCCAUCAGCAGCAGCGUGUGCCAGGCAGGGAGGCGGAGGCGGAGGCGCCUGUCAUUCCUCUCCCAUCCUCCUGCUGCCCCGCUACUGUCUGGUAAUGCGGCACAGAGGUGUCAUCCAUCCCCUCCCAGAAAGGAGGACGCUCAGCCGGUGUCAGGCAGACCUCCCUCCCCUUCCAGGCUCAGCAUCCAGGAGGAGGCGUACUAGCCGGCCACGUUCUUGCCAGCAACCGCAGUCAUGUCUCAGCAGCAGCAGCAGCAGCAGCAGCAGCAGCAGCACAGGGAGCCGGCAGCAGCCUCCGCCAUCCAGAUCAGCAGGAUCAUGCGUCCUGAUGACGCCAACAUUGCAGGAAAUGUGCAUGGAGGAACCAUUUUGAAGAUGAUUGAGGAAGCUGGUGCCAUUAUAAGCACACGCCACUGUAACAGCCAAUCUGGGGAGAGAUGCAUAGCGGCACUGGCUCGCGUGGAGCGCACAGACUUCCUGACACCCAUGUGUAUUGGAGAAGUAGGUCACGUCAGCGCGGAGAUUACAUAUACUUCAAAGCACUCUGUGGAAGUACAAGUAGAUGUCCAGGCAGAAAACAUAUUAACAGGAGCAAAAAGAUUAACCAACCGAGCCACCCUGUGGUACGUGCCACUUUCUCUAACCAAUGUGGAAAAAGUCAUUGACGUGCCCCCAAUACAGUAUGAAAAGAAGGAAAAAGAGGAGGAGGGAAGGAAGAGAUAUGAAAAUCAAAAAUUGGAACGUUUGGAAACCAAACAAAGGAACGGUGAAUUCAUUAUAUCUGUCGUUAACCCAGAUAGACAAAAUAAGGAUCCAUAUACAGUGGGAUAUAGUCAAUCCAGUCUGAUUCAUUUAGUGGGGCCAUCGGACUGUACAUUGCACGGCUACGUCCACGGAGGUGUUACCAUGAAAUUAAUGGAUGAAGUUGCUGGGAUUGUGGCCUUCCGCCACUGUAAGACCAACAUUGUUACAGCCUCUGUAGACGCCAUCAACUUUCAUCGCAAGAUUAAGAAAGGUUGCAUUAUUACCAUAUCUGGCCACAUGACCUUCACUAGUAACAAGUCCAUGGAGAUUGAGGUGUUUGUUGAUGCGGAUACUUUAAUUGACGACACCCAGGAAAAAUACCGCGCAGUCAGCGCUUUCUUUACCUAUGUCUCCCUAAGCAAAGAUGGUAAAACCCUUCCGGUUCCUCAGCUAGUGAUUGAGACUGAAGAAGAAAAGAAGCGUUUUACAGAGGGAAAAGGACGCUACCUGCAAACCAAAGCCAAGCGACAGAUGAACACGCAAGCCCUGACCCAACAGUAACCGCUUCCCUCCUGGCUGCACAGACAGCGGCCCGGGAAAUAAAGCAUCGGCCAGAACAGCCACUAAGACAGUGUUAUGUGAUGUAACUGAUGUUAUGUUAUGUUAUGCUCUGCACUUGUAUGCGCACUAAGACUCAGCCUGUCUAUAAGUGGGAAUGCAGCAUAUAUGUAGUGAGUAGUAGUAUAACAUGGUGAGGUCUCCGUAGGUAGCAAUACCCAGCAGUAGGGAUUAUCGUUAGUCCUAGCUGACGCUAUAACAUAGAAAUAUGCAGAAAACUAUACAGGUCCAUCUAGUUUGCCUUUUGUGUGUGUCUGGGGGGUGGGGGCUAGUGCUGGGGGCUAAUCUCACUUUUAAAAACUGGCUUCUUCCUCAGGAGUUCCCAACAUUUACUAAUGACAAAGCCAGUUGCUAUACAUCUGACAAACGGUCGCAGCGUAUGCUCUCCAUAGCCUAUUACUCUUGGCCAUCUGCUGGCAGUCUGCCAUCCCUAUACGUGCAUGUAAAACACAAUAUUUAUUUUGGUUUAAGGGAUAACCACCCUGAUUUAUUUUAUUUCCUUCCAUUCCUAAUAAAAGAACAAUUGUGUAGAAAUGCAGGUAAUCAAAUGGCAUUUUCCAUCCAUUGAGCCCCUUCAUAUUUGCCUAGUUACCACUGACCGUGUUGAGAACCUUUCCCUUGACCCAAACACACUGCAAGUCUACUGACCGGUCCUUAAAGUGACCCACAGUGCCUUAUAAACUAGAUUUUGGUCUCUCUGGCUAUAUGCUUAUAACAUCGGCAUAUGGUGACGUUGUCUUCACCAUUAUUCAUAGGACUGUAUACAAGGUGUAUACAAUGAUUCCUUUUGUCCAAUAUUGCCAAAGCCAUAACCCCCUUCCCCCUGCCAUCCCUUGCCAUAAUUCUAGUGUGUCCCAAACCCUCCUUAUUCUCCUCGGACUCACAUCUGCUCGCUUGUUGGGACUGGCACCAGUUUCUAAGCUACUUGUGUUGUGACCCGUAAAAGUUGUUAUAAGACCAGGGAUUGUCCGCACCUGUAAAGUGUACCCCUACCUGCAUAGAGUGGAGGCAACAGUCUGACCUUUGGGCAUUUGAGCCAUUCUGCAGUCCAAGAGUUCACUAGGAACUCACAGAAUCACUGCUCAGUGAUGUCAUUUAGCCAAUGGAUGGGGUGUGUUCUCAUGAAUAUUGUUUCACAUUACAAUAUUGAAAGCUCCACUGUAUGUAGCCAUGGGUAUGUAUUGUAAUCCGUCUCUUCCUAGUCCCCAAAAAUAACCUGAAUUAUUAGGUUUAUAGCCAAUCAAUGUAGGGUUAGCAGCAACCUUGAAGAUGCUUCAGACAUAAACUGUAUAACUAGAAGUGUUACAUUUUGUUUAAACUUUACAACACAAUAGAGUGAACUACAGGCACCACGCUGGAAUUUCUUGCUGAGACCCUAACUACAUACAGUAUGGUACGAGUACCUAGAUUUAUGUUCUUAGUACGAUCAUUAAAUUAUCAUUACAGUAUUCAGCUGCUAAAUUACACCUUAUUUAAUUGCAUUUGCUUGAAGUUAUAGUGCAGUAGAGAGGGUCGGCAAAUACUGGAAAUAAAGUUACAGGGGACCUCUGCCCAGCUACAGUCUCUCAUCUCUUGCUGCCUGCCCGGACACAGAUUACAUUAUGCCUUGACAUUGUCAUGCUGCGGAUGAUGGAACGGUAUCUUACCUUACUGUUUUGUGAUUGAUGGUCCCAGCUGGCUGUCAGCACAUGCAGUCUAUAUACAGAGAGGAGAAGGGGCUGACGAAAAUAUACCAUUGUCAUAGGUGGAGAUCUCCUUUACAGGGAAACCUAUAACAAUGCUCUUGCAAAGCUUUGAAGGACAAAAAGCCACUUGGUAGCCUAUGCGACUAAAGCCCUCAUAUCUCAUCCUUCCGAAGACAGCACCCAUCUGCAAUACGGUAUUGUCAACUUUCCAGUAUGGUACACUUACCUUACCAAUGCCACUGUAUCCUUAGUAACCACUUCGUAUCUGAUUAAUUCACUUUGCAGGUAUGCUGAGAGCCCCUUAGUCCCAAGGACUGGGUCAUAUGGUGGUCACAUGGCUUUCUACGGUUCUAAUAAUGCUUAUGGCUUAUGGUAAGGUACCUGUCAUCUAUUUUCUAAACCAAUGAGUUUUAAACUUGUGGUUCCUUGCAGUUAAAGAGCUGGGUAAGGGUAAAAUGAGUACAGUAAGCAAGUGAUGGCGGAGUUAGUGUGGUACCCCCCAGAGAAGUCACAGAAUUAGACUUUGGCUGGUACCAGGGACCUGGUACAAAGAUAAUAAUUAGUGAUGAUGACACUGCAGCAUUAUCUAGCUACUUCUGAUUGUCUGCUUUCAUAUUGACCCGUCUAUUUGAUAGUCCUCCUUCAUUACCAUCACCCCCAUCUAUUCGGAUUACUUGUCAUUUUCCUUUGGCCUACUGCAGGAAAGGAGUUUACCAUUGGAUGUAUAAAUCUGUAAGAAAAUCUACGUGUAAUGCAACAUACACACGUAACUAAGCAACCGUUCCCUGCAUUUCGAAAACUACUAAAUGAGGGAUCAUCUUCCAACUAAUUAAAACAAGGCAGUCUUGUAGACGAAAAAGUUCUAUAUAACCUUUGAGUCCUAUACAACCUAAAGAAAUCGCUACAGCAUAUCAAUGUGGUGUUAUCACUACCUACCACUAUGCUACUAGGUCGUAGAGGUGCUUUCAAAGUAUUUGUCAACAGAGGCGACCGUUGUUUUCAUAAUAAAUAUGUAAACAUCUGGAUACCAAAUUGUUGGCAGCUACAGAAUUAGUUUUGUUGCAGUUUCUUUUAGUACAGGUUGAGUAUCCCAUAUCCAAAAUGCUUGGGACCAGAGGUAUUUUGGAUAUCGGAUUUUUCCGUAUUUUGGAAUAAUUACAUACCAUAAUGAGAUAUCGUGGCUGUGGGACCUAAGUCUAAGCACAGAAUGCAUUUAUGUUACAUAUACACCUUAUACACACAGCCUGAAGGUCAUUUUAGCCAAUAUUUUUUAUAACUUUGUGUAUUAAACAAAGUGUGUGUACAUUCACACAAUUCAUUUAUGUUUCAUAUACACCUUAUACACACAGCCUGAAGGUCAUUUAAUACAAUAUUUUUAAUAACUUUGUGUAUUAAACAAAGUUUGUGUACAUUGAGCCAUCAAAAAACAAAGGUUUCACUAUCACACUCUCACUCAGAAAAUUCCGUAUUUCGGAAUAUUCCGUAUUUCGGAAUAUUUGGAUAUGGGAUACGCAACCUGUAAUAGAAUGUUUUUUUCCUUUUGGAGUAGUAGUUUGUUAGAAAGUUAUGAUUAUUUUUGAAGAUAUUCACUGUAUAUCUAUUUCUAAUACGAUAAAAAAAAUGGCAAAUAUUUUCCUUUCAAAUAUUUAUGUUUUUAAAGCACACAUUAAAGGAAAUCUAACCCUG